AUGGGGCAAACAGUGAAUGAAGAUGCGAUGAAUGUCAAGAAGGAGAAUCAAGAGAAAACUCUUAGCUCAAGCACAUCUUCUGUGCAAACUGAUGAUUUCAUUUGGGACAAUUACUUGAAAGAGACUGGAUCAAUAAUUGCUCCUUCAUAGUGUUUCAGACAGUCUGAGAUUCCACCAACUAAUGACUUCAAAGUUGGUAUGAAAUUGGAGGCCCAUGACCCUCGCAAUAUUACUUCAGUAUGUAUUGCUACAGUUGUUGGGAUUACUGGUGCCAGAUUACGUUUGAGACUGGACGGGAGUGACAAUCAAAAUGAUUUUUGGAGACUUGUCGAUUCCCCAGACAUACAGCCUAUUGGAACAUGUGAAAAGGAAGGGGAUUUACUUCAACCUCCCCUGGGGUACCAGAUGAAUGUGUCAUCUUGGCCAAUGUUUCUUUUACAAACCCUAAGUGGAUCUGAGAUGGCACCUGCAGCAUUGUUUAAGCAGGAACCACCAACGCCAGCCCUGAAUAAUUUUAAAGUGGGAAUGAAACUCGAAGCUGUAGAUAGAAAGAACCCUUAUCUGAUCUGCCCUGCAACUAUUGGAGAUGUUAAAGGAGAUGCAGUUCAUAUCACAUUUGAUGGCUGGAGUGGAGCUUUUGAUUAUUGGUGCAAGUACGAUUCUCGAGAUAUUUUCCCAGUUGGGUGGUGUCAACUGACAGGAGAUAUAUUGCAUCCACCAGGCAAUAAUGUUCCCAUUACCAAGAGUGUAGCAAAAUCACCAUCUUCUUCUUCCAAAGGCACCCGGAGUUCAAUGCAGUCUCCACAGAAAGCUGCUCUAUUAUCACCAACAAGCCGGAUUAAACCACCUGGACUUACUUCAGUCCCCAAGAAAGGCAGUUCUCUUAAAAAUCCCACAGCAAUGAAAAAAGGCCUAAACUCAGGAAAAAAGGAAAAAAUUCUUCCUGCUCUGUGUUCUACAUCUACAGCUUCUUUAUCUUCGCUGACCAGAGGCCGUGGCAUUCCAUAUGAUGCCAUUCCUGGGUCAACUAAAAUAGUGAUGUCUACAGCGAAAGAAGACAUACCAGGAAAGAAAAGCACCAAACGAUCUCCUCAGCAACCUCUAUCUUGUGUUGUUCUUCUCUCUCCUAAGUUUCCCAAAACAGAGGUGCAUGCCUCUAAAGAAGUACUAUUGUCUCCUGAGGAAAGGGGCAUGCCCAAAGAGAAAAAGCUUCCUGAAGAAUCCAAGAACUCGCCGCAAAAUUCAGGAAAUUGUUUGAGUCCUGAUUGUAGAAAUCUUGUAAGCAUUCAUACCUCAAACUCCAGGAAUUCUUCUCAGCCUGUGUCAGGCACCUCAAGCUCAGCACUAGUUGGGAACAUAUCGCCUGCCAAGAGUAGUCACCGUGAAGUUAACAAGAUCCAAAUUCAUAAGAAAAGUGAAGCUACAGUUUAUGCAGCUGCACCUGUCCCCAGUGCCCUGAGACAGGGCUUCUCUAAGGACCCUUCAAGCUGGUCUGUGGAUGAAGUAAUACAUUUUAUGAAACACGCAGAUCCUCAAACAUCAGCCUCCGUUGCUGAUCUCUUCCGACAUGAAAUUGAUGGGAAGGCUCUGCUAUUACUGAAGACUGACGUGAUGAUGAAAUAUAUGGGCCUGAAGCUGAGGCCAGCAUUAAAGCUAUGUCACUACGUUGAAAAACUUAAAGAAGGAAAAUACAAUUUUUAAAAUGUUUGCAUUGGUUUAGAUUGGACAUAAUCCUCAGGCAUACUGAUAAAUUUUUAAUUUAAAAGUGUUUUUCUGCCCUUAGCAGUUUUUUGUUUUGUAGAAAAUUACCCUAAAAAUGUUACACCCAGAAUUGCAGAACUACGUUAAAAUCCAGUUUACUACUUUAAAAACUAUUUAAUGUUAGAAUUAGCAUAUUCAAACUAGCAGUUUGUUCUAUGUCUUUUUAAUUGUAGAGUUUACAAGGAUACUUCAUGCAGGAAAUAGACAAAAACCUCUGAUUCUGGUUUAGCAUUAUGUGUAAAACCAAAACAGCUAAUUCCCAAAGGGGAAAAGUAUCAGGGAUUGAAAACCUCUAUAAUUAAAUCCAUGAGAAUUUGUCCAUAGAAG
Messenger RNA from Choloepus didactylus (southern two-toed sloth), 2088 nucleotides. RefSeq names its product sex comb on midleg-like protein 2. The record is from RefSeq and is a predicted model, not a curated record. Gene Ontology annotation, biological process: regulation of DNA-templated transcription. NCBI's taxonomy places the organism in Eukaryota, Metazoa, Chordata, Mammalia, Pilosa, Megalonychidae. Gene Ontology annotation, molecular function: protein binding. Gene Ontology annotation, cellular component: nucleus.